AUGUCAACAUCCACACAACCCAAAAAACCCUUCCACGUCGCCAUUUGUGGCGGAGGUAUCGGUGGCUUAUGUAUGGCAAUUGGUCUCUUGAGGCAAAAUAUCCCAUUCACAGUAUAUGAAGCCGCACCUGCAUUUGCAGAAAUUGGUGCAGGAGUAUCUUUUGGACCCAACUCUGUUCGGGCAAUGGAAUUAAUAGAUCCACGUAUUAAACACGGGUUCCAGAAUUGCGAAACAAGAAAUGGUUCUCCAGAAGAAAGAGACAUUUGGUUUGAUUUUAGGAUAGGUAUGGCCGAGGAAGGUUGGAAAGGUUUUAAAAAAGGACCGCCGGUUAAAGAAGGAGAAUUUCUCACUGAAGUCGUGGCGAAAGGUUGUGGACAAGCUUCAGUUCAUCGAGCGCAUUUCCUCGAUGAAUUAGUCAAAUUGGUUCCAGAGGAGAACGCCCAAUUUGGGAAGAGAGUUGAGAAGGUAGAAGAGAGUGGUGAUAGAUUAUUAAUGACUUUUGAGGAUGGGACGACGGCGGAGGCCGAUGCCGUGAUUGGUUGUGAUGGUAUUAAAUCGAGAACUAGACAUGUAGUUCUCGGUGAUGAUCACGAGGCUACUUUACCGGUGUUCAGUGGAAAAUAUGCCUAUAGGGGAUUAAUUCCUAUGGAAAAGGCAAUUGAAGCAGUUGGCGAAUCGUUAGCUAAAGAUAGCCAAAUGUACCUAGGUCACCAGGGCCAUGUCCUAACAUUCCCCAUCGAAAAAGGAGCCACAAUGAACGUCGUAGCAUUCCGCACCAAGAAAGACAAAAAAUGGAAUAACGAGAACUGGGUUCUCCCAAUGAAAGAAUCAGACAUGUUUUCCGAUUUCCAAGGCUGGGGCAAAGAUGUAAAACACAUCCUAUCACUUAUGGAAAAACCCGACGUCUGGGCUAUCUUUGAUCAUCUCCCCGCUCCCACAUACUAUAAAGGCAGACUUGUCCUCCUCGGCGACGCAGCUCAUGCUAGUACGCCUCAUCAAGGAGCUGGUGCUGGACAAGCUAUCGAAGAUGCAUUUAUUUUGAGUAAUUUAUUAGGGGAUUGUAGGAACCUGAGAGAUAUUGAGAACGCGUUUAGAGCGUAUGAUAUGGUUAGGAGACCAAGAAGUCAGAAGAUUGUAAAGACGAGUAGGGAGGCGGCGGAACUUUAUGAGUUUGAGAAUGAGGAGGUGGUGCGGGCUGCAGAGGGAAUUGUGGAUAUUGAGGGUAUGAAGGAGAAGUUGAGGGAAAGGACUAGGUGGAUUUGGGAUGAGGAUUUGGGAUUGCAGUUGCAGGAGGCGAGGAAGAUUAUGGAGAUGCGUGGUGGGAGGGCGAAUCUUUGA
Molecule: messenger RNA, 1338 nt
Organism: Sclerotinia sclerotiorum 1980 UF-70
Lineage: Eukaryota; Fungi; Ascomycota; Leotiomycetes; Helotiales; Sclerotiniaceae
Exons: 4
Coding region: 1-1338 (445 amino acids)
Biological process (GO): secondary metabolite biosynthetic process
Molecular function (GO): FAD binding
Source: RefSeq, a predicted model, not a curated record